AUGGAUCACCGCGGAAAUUGGCGAUCUCAGGGCAAUACGAGCAACCGAGGAGGAUCCAACAGCUUCAGAAAGCGCAAUCAGCCGGAAACACGCUGUAUGCAUUUCCAGCGUGGCAGAUGCCACUACGUCAAAUCCAGCCCUGCCCUAUACCAUCCCACAGCCGAUGAUCUGGACGUUCGGAAUCAAUACUUCGACUGGAAGAGGCUUCUUAGAAAUGGGAUCUUGGGGUCUGGAUAUUCGCGAAGGGAACAUGAGGAGAUCGUUCAAUUCUGGAACGGGGCUCUCGAAAUUCUUGAAAGCGACAGCAGAGAGAAUCACCAAUUUCUCGCCAAAGAUCUUGUGGAUGACAAUCUUCAUGGAUAUGCAUUUAUCCUGGCAACUGCGGAUGCAGACCACCCAGAGGGAAUGAGACCUAUUCCAGCUUACGACGAGCCAUUUCUCAAAGUCAUUACCCAUACUUCUCUCUUGAACUGUCUUUCUGUCGAUUCAUUUGUUAGCACUCUGUACACAUCCUUCAGUGGCACGAAUGGAGAUCGAGCAAUCAGAUAUCUGAAAAGUAUAUGCGCGAACCUGAUGGGUAAAGGUAAAGACACCAACGAAAAUGCACCGGUCAUCUCUUUGGAUAUGGUGAAGUUGCUGUUGAAUACCCUUUACCAGCUUUUAUCAAGGGUCCGACGCGCUCGACUUCACGAUGAACUUCCCGCACUGCUCGACCUAAUCCGCGAACUGGGCUCCAAGAUGACUGAAACAUGCUCGCAAGCCGACCUUGACGGACUUGAAACCAGAAUAGAAGUCAUGCAGAGCCUAAUCACUAGCGCAAAUCGCAAUCUUGUUACACCCAAAGCGCAUCAGGAAAAUCCCCAGAAGACUGGGUUAGUCCUGUCGUCCUUUCCAAUGGAUAUGCAAAUACCCGGAGGAAGACACGACAACGACCUUGCAGAAAUCUCUCAAGUUCAGAUUCUUCCUACCCAUGGAGAGAUUGUCAGCGGCAAUUCAGAAUAUCUACCAUCUACCAACUUCCUUCAGCCGCACUUUCUCGCCGACCCUUUGCAAAGAUACAUUGACUCAACAUUCCGGCUCCUGCGCCAUGAUAUCUUCGGCUCAGCCAAAGAUGUUCUUCGAGAUUUGCUGCAGCAGAAGGAUUUGACACGAGUUCCUUAUCUCUCAGGCAAGGAUAGCGGGGCACAUCUCUAUCUGGGAGCACAGGUCCAGCAAAUGUUUAUCAAUGAGCGAAAAGAGCUCCAAGCGACCGUAUCGUUUUCUACUCCACCACCACUCCGCAAAAAGACCUCCAAUGAGCAAUGCAGGUGGUGGCAAGCCUCCAGUCGACUAGAGGAAGGAAGCCUAGUGUGCUUCUUGACGUCUCAAGGAACUCUCAGAAGGCUUAUUUUCCUCGAGGUCACUGUGAAGAAUGCUUCCAAGGACCGAGCGCACCAGAACAAGAGUAGUCUUGCUUCUGAUAGGUUUCCACCUAGUAUUACGGUCAAGCUUGCGGCAUGCCUACAACAAGAACUGAUUUUCCUGGGCCAGCUUUACAGCGAGAAGCUCACCGGUAUUCUGGUCGACUUCCACGGUUUGAUCCCUGCCACGUUCGUCCCUAUCCUGAAAAACCUUCAGCGAAUCCAACGCGAAGGGGAGUUGGCAUUUCAAAAAUGGGUCUUGCCAGGCCGUAAGGAUGAUGAAGACGGUCACAGCAUACCCCCACCGACAUACGCACGCAAACCAGGAUUUAUCUUUCCCCUGACUUCGAUCACAAACGUCGGAGCUGCUAAUGUUGCAUUGGACCUGAGUACCCCUGAGUCUAUUGACAUCUUGAAGCUGCAAAGUCGAACUGGUCUCGACCACGGCCAGUGUCACGGACUUAUCGCUGCUCUCGCUCGAGAAUAUGCCCUCAUCCAAGGCCCGCCGGGCACCGAAAAGUCCUAUUUGGGUGUUAAGCUUGUUCAAGCUCUCCUUGAAAUCAAGGAAAAGGCAAAGCUAGGCCCGAUUAUUGUGAUUUGCUAUACCAACCAUGCCUUGGACCAAUUCUUAAAGCAUCUUCUUAAUGUUGGUAUCCAGAAAAUCAUACGCAUUGGCGGCCGCAGUCAGGCCACUGAGCUUGAAGGCAAGAACCUUCGCGUUGUCAGCAAAGACAUUGGGAAGAUGAGAGUAGAGUCGCAAACCCUCGGCAUGUCCUACGGGGGACUUGAGGAUUACCUGGACGGAUUCACCACUGUCACUGAUGACAAAUUACUCAAUUGGAUUGGAGUCAAAUCGAUGAUAACCCAGAAAGACCAGAACGAGGGUGAAGUUGACGAUGUCCGCUUGGAAGGACUCACACGCGCGGCCAAGGAAAAUAUCCACAGUCUCUCGAUGCCGGAACGCCGGAUCCUUGCAAUGAGCUGGUUUAAACAGUGGCAGGAAAUCGAAACAGCCUCCCUUUUCGAGGCUCUUGAUCGCGCUGAAAAUCUUCGCGAGGAAAUUAAUGCAGUCCAUGAAGAGGUCAACCGCCGAGCCCUGAUUCAAGCAGAUGUGGUAGGAAUCACGACAACAGCCCUUGCACGCCAUAUCGAGACACUGCGCCGCAUAGGAGCAAAGGUCAUUAUAUGCGAGGAAGCAGCUGAGGUGAUGGAAGCCCACGUCAUGUCAGCCCUCAUGCCAGGUGUUGAGCACUUCAUUCAGAUUGGGGAUCACCGACAGCUGCGGCCACAGAUUCAAAAUCAUUCUCUCAGUCUUGAAACAUCCACAGGGACAUCAUGGCAGCUAGACAGAAGCCAGUUUGAGAGAUGCGCUGUCGGUGAGCCAGGUCUUAAGCCUGCCCCUGUCGCACAGCUCAAUAGUGUCUAUCCAAAACUCGAGGAUCAUGAAAGCGUGACGACUCUACCCAAUGUUGCUGGAAUGCGGAACAACCUAUUUUGGCUGGACCAUAAAUGCGAUGAAAACUCGGAAGAUGACGGCAGCCGUGUAAAGUCUCAUAGCAACCAGUGGGAGGUCGAUAUGGCUACUGCACUUGUUCGGCAUCUUGUUCGGCAGGGAGAGUACAAGAGCGCGGAUAUUGCCCUCUUGACCCCCUAUACCGGGCAGCUGCGGAAGCUCAGGACAUCGCUCAGCAAUGAGUUCGAGAUUUGUCUCAGUGAGCGAGACUUGGAAACAUUGGCCGCAGAUGGGUUCGAGAAGGUUGAAGAUGAAAAUCCCGAGUCAAAUGGUGACAAGGCAAUCGAGAAGAAAACGUUGCUCCAGACGCUCCGCCUCGCUACUGUCGAUAACUUCCAAGGCGAGGAGGCAAAGGUGAUCAUUGUCUCCCUAGUUCGCAGCAACUCAAAGCGCAAGGUUGGCUUCCUACGCACCGAAAACCGCAUCAACGUGCUCCUCAGUCGAGCUCAGCACGGCAUGUAUCUCAUUGGAAAUGCCGAAACAUACCUCAAUGUCCCAAUGUGGGCCGAUGUCCACUCUCAGCUCUCCCGUGCGAAUGCAGUCGGCACGGAGUUGGCUCUCUGUUGUCCUCGCCACUCAGACACGUCUAUUCUCUGUUCCGAACCUCACGACUUUGAUAGGAAGAGUCCUGAAGGUGGGUGCAGUCUCCUGUGUAGCCGUCGACUCGAGCCAUGUGGCCAUCAAUGCCAGGCCAAGUGCCAUUCGGCGGUCAUGCACGACGGCUUUGCAUGUGGAAAACCUUGCCCACGUAUCCGAUCAACCUGUGAGCACGAAUGUCCCAAGCUUUGUGGUGAAGAUUGUGGCCAUUGCAUAAAGAAAAUUCAAGACGUGGAGCUUCCUUAUGGUCAUAUCAAGAAGACAAUAUUUUGCCACCAGAUACUUAACUUGAAAGUUCUUAAGUGCGACGUCGAGGUUGAAAAGACUGUUCCUAAGUGUGGUCAUACGAUCCGGGUUGGCUGUUUCAAGGAUGUCACGUCCCCAAUCUUCAAUUGCCCUGAGCCAUGCACAGACAUUCUCAGCUGUGGACACAAUUGUAGUGAUUGCUGCGGAAACUGUCUCGAGGAAGUCCAUGACGGAAGAAGAAUAUUGAAGCACUCGAAGUGCACGAAAAAGUGCGACCGUCCACACGGUGCUUGCAACCAUCGGUGUCCCAGGACAUGUCAUAAUGGGGAGAGCUGCGGUUACUGCGAGGCAAAUUGCGAGGUUCGAUGCUCACACUCAGCAUGCGACUUAACCUGUGGAAAGGCAUGUGCACCAUGCAUCGAGAGAUGCACCUGGUCCUGCACUCACCAAGGCUCCUGCUCAAUGCCUUGCGCGGCACCAUGCAAUCGACUUCCUUGCGAUGAGCGAUGCACCAAGGUUCUCAAAUGUGGUCAUCAGUGCCCGAGCCUCUGCGGGGAAGAUUGUCCAAACAAUCUGUGUCAAGAGUGCGGCGACAAGGAAGAUUCCCGUGUUGACUUCCUCGAAUGGAAAACCUAUUCCCAAAUCAAUCUCGAUGAAACUCCAAUAAUCGUGCUUGGAUGCGGCCAUUCCUUUACGAGUGAAUCGGUUGAUGGAUUGGUUGGCUUAAAUGAAGUAUACACGAGAGAUAAAGAUGGAAAAUUCGACGGCCUCCAAGAUGUCUCUUCUCUUGCCAGUGCCAUACCCUCGUGCCCGGACUUUAAGCAGCCCAUUCGCCAGUUUGUGACGAAACGUUACAAUCGCGCUAUCAACCGUGCUGUUAUGGAUGAGACUUGUAAGCGGUUCCUUACCAAGGGCCGCACCGACCUUGAAGGCCUUGAAUCCCGUCUGAAUGACAUUGAAGACAAGCUCAACUCUGAAAAAGCGUUAUUGUUCGCAGGGAACGCUAAAUUACAGCUCAAAGCACGAUAUGCGGCCUGUGCGCGCCUUGGGACGGAGGCUUCGACUCUCAGCAAAACCAUGGAGGCCGAGAAUCAGCCGAUGGAACGGCUCAUGGAUGCAAUUGCCAUCUACCAGAAGUUAUCAAGGAACGAAAUAGCCUCCCUCUCAUUCCGAAUGGAGGCGAUGAAUAUAGCAACACGAGAGCCCGACAAUCAAAUCACCCUGGGCGCACGGUUAAUAUACAUCAGGGCCCGGGCAGUCGUGUUUAGCAAUAUCUUUAGAGUGAUAGAUUCAAGCGGAAAAUCUGCAACACCACCAGGGCUAAGAUUCACCAAGCCAUCAUCAACCUUGACUCAAGUGUUAAAAGAUUGUCGAGACUUGAUAACUAAAGCCAAUGAAAGAAAUCUCUCCCGCAUCGCCAUCACGGCAACCAUCUCAUUCGCCAAGAUCGCCCAGCUGGACGCGUGGUAUCACCGCACUCAUCCAGGAGAAACAACAAUUGAUUUUCUUCUCAAAGAAAAAUACACGGGUCUAGAGAAGCUCGAAGAUCGCACAAAAAUUACCCGCGAUAUCCUUGCCGUUGCUUUGAAACUAUGCGACGAACUAGGAAACUGCCCCGAACUUGAAGAAAAGGUCCAGGAGAUGAUCCACCUCUACGAGGGGAAACGGUACGAGACAGUAACUUUAGAAGAACUUGAAUCAAUCAAGACGGCCAUGGUCAGCGGGCGAGGAGGAAUCGCGACUCACUCUGGGCACUGGUACAAUUGCGUCAAUGGACACCCGUUUGCUAUUGGAGAGUGCGGUAUGCCGAUGGAGCAAGCUAGAUGUCCUGAAUGCGGAGCACCUAUUGGAGGUCAAAAUCACACAGCUGUUGAGGGCGUAUCUCGAGCGCGGGAGAUGGAGUAG
Penicillium samsonianum is the source of this 5661-nucleotide messenger RNA. RefSeq lists its product as uncharacterized. Gene Ontology annotation, cellular component: nuclear RNA-directed RNA polymerase complex; nucleus. Lineage: Eukaryota; Fungi; Ascomycota; Eurotiomycetes; Eurotiales; Aspergillaceae. Gene Ontology annotation, molecular function: helicase activity; zinc ion binding. The coding region runs from base 1 to 5661 and encodes 1886 amino acids. The transcript has 7 exons. Gene Ontology annotation, biological process: regulatory ncRNA-mediated heterochromatin formation. The record is from RefSeq and is a predicted model, not a curated record.